UCCCAAACAAUCUUUUAACAGAAUUGUAGAGAACAACAAAAAGAAAUGGCUGGGACGAAGAGUGUGAUGAUCAUGGAUUCUUGCAACCUGCAUAACAAAGUUCAUUUGAGUCUCACCCAUUCCAUUGAGAAUCAGAGAUUCAGAUUAGUGUAUCCAUCAACAAGUAGGAGGGGUAACAUGAGAUUUAGAGUGAGGAUAAGGAAGAAGGGGAAGCAAAUUAUCGCACCAACAGUGGCAGCUCUCGUUGAGGAUGAGGCCAUCUCUCACAAGCCCACUACCAUGAAGCUCACUGCGCUAGUUGUCAUUAGAAGCAAUAACAAGGUAUUUCCAAACGAUAUGCUGAAAAACCUCCUAAGCAUUUUCAGGCCUCAAAACCAGCGAAAUGGUGUUGUUCUGCAGCUUGUUAGCUCACGGCUUCAUCCCAGACCAAAAGAGGAUACACUCUCAAUUACAAAGUCAGAGAGUAUGGAGGCAAAGUUGAGCAAGGAAACGGUUUUGGAUUUGUCCGAAGAGCAUAAAUGUGGAGCUGAGGGAGGAAUCAGAACCUAUAAAGUCGAUUUCUCUGUGGAAUCAGAUUUUGGGGUUCCUGGAGCUGUUACCGUCGUUAAUGGCUACGACAGUGAGUUCUUCCUCGAGAGCAUAACUGCACAAAAUGUUCAUUUUGGUUGCAAGUCUUGGGUUCAACCAAAUCAGCUCUACCCAGAAAAGAGAAUUUUCUUCGUUGACAAGGUCUAUCUACCUUGUGAAACGCCAAAUGGGUUGAAAGAACUAAGAGAGAUGGAGUUGAUGCAAUUAAGAGGUGAUGGAAAGGGACGCAGGAAAUAUUGUGAUAGAAUAUAUGACUAUGAUGUAUACAAUGAUUUGGGGGAUCCAGAUAUGGGAAAUGAAUAUGCAAGGCCAACACUGGGUGGCCAAUACAACCCUUAUCCCACACGUUGCCGCACUGGACGUUCACCUACUACCACUGAUAAGAAGGCAGAGUCACGACCGAGUGAAUCAGGGUUAAUAUACGUUCCUAGAGAUGAAGAAUUAGAGGACAUAAAACGAGAAAGUAUUGAUCAAGGGAAAUUGAUGUCAAUGCUGAGGAAUGUUGUGCCUGCGUUAAUAGAUAAAAUAAUGGGCAGUGAAGGAGUUUUCAACAUUGAUUACUUUAUUAAAGAAUCUGAAUCCAAGUCUGAGCUUGGUCGAGGUGCAAUGCUAGCCACACUACCACCACCAUUGUCACAGAUUAUGCUCAAUUUGGGAGGCACCAUAGAAGAAUUUUUUAAAUUUGAUCCUCCAAAAAUUUUUUCAGGGGAAGAAACACAUUUCUUGCUAGAUGAUGAACUUGGACGUCAAGUGCUUACUUCCUUCCCUCUAAGUAUUGAAAGGCUAAAGGUUUUCCCACCUGUGAGCAAACUGGAUCCCUCUUUAUAUGGUUCAGUAGAGUCAGCACUGAAAGAAGAACACAUUAUAGGUCAAAUUGAAGGGAUGUCUAUUCAACAGGCAUUGGAAGAGAAUAAGUUGUUCAUUCUGGACUACCAUGAUUUUUACCUUCCAUUCCUGGGUCGGAUUAAUGCUCUUGAUGAGCGCAAAGCUUAUGCAACCACCACAAUUUUCUUUCUCACCAAAAUGGGAACUCUGAAACCCGUUGCCAUUCAGCUUUCUCUCCCAACAAGAGAUCCAAAUACUUCAUGCAAGCAGGUUCUUACCCCACCAAUAGAUGCCACCUCCAAAUGGCUCUGGCAACUUGGCAAAGCCCAUGUUUGCUCUAAUGAUGCUGGUGUUCAUACUCUUGUGCACCACUGGUUACGAAUACAUGCUUGCAUGGAACCAUUAAUGAUUGCUGCUCAUCGGCAACUGAGCGUGAUGCAUCCUAUAUUCAAACUUUUGCAUCCCCACAUGCGAUACACACUAAAGACAAAUGCGACAACGCGUCAGAUACUUAUCAAUGCCGAAGGAACCGUUGAGACAGACCACACUCCUGGAAGAUACUGUAUGCAAAUUAGUUCUGCUGCCUAUAAAGAUUGGUGGCGGUUUGAUAUGGAAGGUCUUCCUGCUGAUCUCAUAAGAAGAGGUUUAGCAGUUCCAGAUGCAACUCAGCCGCAUGGCAUUAGACUACUUAUUGAAGACUAUCCUUAUGCAGCUGAUGGACUCCUCAUAUGGUCCAGCAUAGAAAAGUUGGUCCGGACCUAUGUGAAACAUUACUAUAAAAACUCCAAUGCCAUUUCUUCUGACAAUGAACUCCAAUCUUGGUACAGCGAAUUCAUCAGUCUCGGACACCCUGAUCACAAAAAUGCUUACUGGUGGCCAAAACUUGCCACCCCUGAGGACCUCAUCUCCAUGCUUACGAUUGUUAUUUGGCUUGUAUCAGCACAGCAUGCUGUCUUGAACUUUGGUCAAUACCCCUAUGGCGGGUAUGUUCCAAUCCGUCCUCCACUAAUGCGAAAACUAAUUCCCAAGAAGGGUGAUCUUGAGUACUCAGAUUUUGUCAUGGAUCCCCAGGGAUACUACUUAUCAGCACUGCCAAGUUUAUUUCAGGCAACAAGGUUCAUGGCUGUGAUCAACAUAGGUUCUGCACAUUCACCUGAUGAGGAAUAUAUAGGAGACAGAAAUGAUGUGUCCUCCUGGUUAGGAGAACCCGAGAUCAUUGAUGCAUUCAGUCAGUUUUCAAUGGAGAUAACAAAUAUUGAGAUCGAGAUUGAGAAAAGAAAUGCUGAUCCAAAUCUUAGAAACAGAUGUGGUGUUGGGGUUUCACCAUAUGAGCUGCUUAUACCAAGCUCAGGAUGUGGGGCAACAGGAAGAGGGGUGCCAAAUAGUGUUACAGCCUAAUACAUUAGCUGAAUGGAAAUGGAUUCCAUAUUCAGUCCUCUGUAAACACAAACGAAAAUGGAAUCGAACGUGUAUUAAAAAGUAGGCAUUCCUAUGAAUACAUUACUAUUUAGUUUAAGUAACUCCAGAACUUGGAUUCUAGUUUGUGCCCUUUGUUUUUUAUAAGUGAACACUUGAUCUAUGCUGUUAUCAAGGAUGUAUCUUAAUUAUUGACAAGUCAAAAUCAUAGAUAUAAAGUGUUGAUGU
Abrus precatorius (Indian licorice) is the source of this 3057-nucleotide messenger RNA. Its product is annotated as linoleate 13S-lipoxygenase 3-1, chloroplastic-like. Gene Ontology annotation, molecular function: metal ion binding; oxidoreductase activity, acting on single donors with incorporation of molecular oxygen, incorporation of two atoms of oxygen; protein binding. NCBI's taxonomy places the organism in Eukaryota, Viridiplantae, Streptophyta, Magnoliopsida, Fabales, Fabaceae. Gene Ontology annotation, biological process: lipid oxidation. Bases 46 to 2811 code for a protein of 921 amino acids. The transcript has 10 exons. The record is from RefSeq and is a predicted model, not a curated record.